AUGGAGGCGUUUGGGGUGUUGGGGGCUGCUGCGGUGCCCGCGCGCUCGCUGCUGGACUUCUCUCCACUUUCGAAUUUGCAAAAAAAACAUCUGGCGAAGAUUUAUGCGGCUUUGACUUCGAACGUGUUGGCCACGGCCCUCGGGGUGUACGUACACCUCAACUGCUUCGCCCUCCCCAACUUCCUCGCCCUCCUCCUUUCCCUCGCAUGCGUCCUCGCCCUCAGCUUCUCCUCCCAGAAGGCCCACGCAGAGUCCAAGAUGCUGACUGGGGAGCGGGCGCUGUACUUCGGGGGGUUUGGCUUUCUUAAUGGAAUGCUAGCUGGCAACUAUUUAGCAGCAGUUCACUUUUAUGUGGGGCCCCAAGUGGUGCCUGCAGCAUUUCUGGCUUCCGUGGCCAUCUUCUGCUGCUUGUCUGCUGCUGCGCUUGUCGCCAAGCAGCGGUCCUACUUGUACCUAGGGUCUAUUUUGGGA
Molecule: messenger RNA, 471 nt
Organism: Eimeria tenella
Lineage: Eukaryota; Apicomplexa; Conoidasida; Eucoccidiorida; Eimeriidae
Exons: 3
Source: RefSeq, a predicted model, not a curated record